AGGAGUGUUUGAGAUGGCAUUACAAUUCUUGCAAAAACUGAAAGUGAAAUGAGGAAGGCCGAUUGAGCAAUCAAUGGAAGGGCGAGCGCCAGUGCAGCGGCUGCACGGCUGGUCGUGGCAGAGAUGCAGAGGGGCAGAAAGAAGAGAAUCGAGGAGAACUCUCCUGAGGGGCAGAGCCUGGCCCGGCGAUGUAGUCAGUGCAGGGCACACACAGAUAACAGGAAAUGAUCCGGCAUCCCUUGUGGUCACUUUCUCUAAAGGCCCCAACCUCCCAAGUGCAAGUACUGCAAUGGAUGACUCCACCGAAAGACAGCAGUCCCGCCUUCCCUCUGGCAUCAAGGAGAGAGAAGAAAUGAAACUGAGGGAGUGUGUUCCCCUCCUCCUGCAGAAGGAAAGCCCCUCUACCCGCCUCUCCAGAGAGGGCAAGCUCCUGGCCAUGACCUUGCUGCUGGCCCUGCUGUCCUGCAGCCUCUCGGUGGUGUCUCUCUACCGGGUGGCCGCACUGCAGGCCGAUCUGUUGAGCCUCCGGGCAGCAGUGCGGGGCCACCAGGCGGAGCAGCUGCCUGAGCUUCCUGGGUCAGACACAGCUUCCCCCAAGGCCGACCUGGAGGAAGCUGCGGCUGUCACCACAGGACUGAAAGGUCUUUUGGCACCAGCAGCAGCUCUGAGAGAAAGCAACUCCAGCCGGAGCAGCAGGAGGAAGCGUGCCAUGGAGGGUGUAGACGAAACAGCCAUUCAAGAUUGCUUACAACUGAUUGCAGACAGUGACACACCAACUAUACGAAAAGGAUCUUACACAUUCGUUCCAUGGCUUCUCAGCUUUAAAAGAGGAAGAGCCCUGGAAGAAAAGGAGAAUAAAAUAUUGGUCAAAGAGACUGGUUACUUCUUUAUAUAUGGUCAGGUCUUGUACACCGACAACACCUUUGCCAUGGGACACCUGAUUCAGAGGAAAAAAGUCCACGUCUUUGGAGAUGAACUGAGUCUAGUGACUUUGUUCCGAUGCAUUCAAAACAUGCCUGAGACACUGCCCAAUAACUCAUGCUAUUCCGCUGGCAUUGCGAAGUUGGAGGAGGGAGACGAACUUCAACUUGCAAUACCACGAGAGAAUGCGCAGAUCUCACGAGAUGGAGACGGCACCUUCUUUGGUGCCUUGAAGCUGCUGUGACCUGCUUACACCACGCUCGGCUUUUCCCUACCCCGGGGUCACCUCUCUGGGGAAUCUGACCUGCUGCUUACACCACCCACGGCUCUUCCCUACCCCGGGUGUAACCUCUCCGGGGAAACACUUAGCAAAAGGAACAAACAGUAGUCACCAUGGCCUUCUCUGUGAGCUAUUUCUUUUCAUUUGCUGAAACUAGUCUGAAACAGGAAAUUUAACAGACGGCCACAGACUAUCAUGUGAAUUACAAGAAAUAAAGUCCAUGUAAGGAAAGAUGGAAUUAGAAAGAUGUGUCACUCUAAUUCCGCAUUGAGCAACUGGCUCUUCCUAUCUUUGGAGGAAGCACACAGCUCAACGGGGCGGUAGGAUUUCUGCAGACCUGAGGCUCUGUGACUGGCCACACCUGGAGUGUUCGCAUCUGGCACAGGAUGGGCAAUUUUUGGUUUAUGCUGUUUCCUUUUCUAUUAAACAGGCCCCUUUUCAUUUCAGCGAACAUUACAGAAAUGAAACAAGAAUGCUAGGAAUCUUACAUCAGCCACAUGAGCCAAUAAUGGCAGGCUUCAAUUUAAAUACUAACUAUUAUACUCCAAGCAGGAUAUUGUUUACAUCUUUUGGGACUUAACUUGUAAUUUUUAUGUCUGAGUUUAUCCAAAUAAUUUUCGCAGGAGGGAAGAGUCUUCCUUAUUCAUCUGUGCCUCUGUGCACUUCUGCCAUGCAAGCCAGCUGCCCUCACAGCUCAUACAGGACAACUCUGAUCCAUGCGCAGAACGCAGACACUGAGCUAUAACUGCCCUUCUGCCGAUGAGAAGGCAAUAUGGUUUCUGCUUUAUUUCCUGUUUUUCUGUUUCAAACUGCUGCUAUUGUAGUUCACAUAGCCCAGCCUGUUGGUAGAGAAUUCUGUACUCACUCGACAGGCGCUGAGGUUAGUGCAACGUCAUAGCAUCCUAAAGUAUAGCA
Messenger RNA from Ochotona princeps (American pika), 2116 nucleotides. RefSeq names its product TNF superfamily member 13b (gene TNFSF13B). The record is from RefSeq and is a predicted model, not a curated record. Bases 74 to 1165 code for a protein of 363 amino acids. Gene Ontology annotation, biological process: immune response. Gene Ontology annotation, cellular component: membrane. Gene Ontology annotation, molecular function: receptor ligand activity; tumor necrosis factor receptor binding. The transcript is spliced from 6 exons. NCBI's taxonomy places the organism in Eukaryota, Metazoa, Chordata, Mammalia, Lagomorpha, Ochotonidae.